AUGGUAGUUGCAAUCACGAAGUACUUUGACUGGACACUGGACCUACUGGACGUGGUGACAGCUUUGCUAUGCGGAGAGAUGAAGGAAAAGGUAUUCUGCGCGAUCCCAGAAGGGGUCGAAGUUGAUGAAGACUUUGACUGCUUCGAAUUGUUGAAGGCGAUCUACGGACUAAAACAAGCAUCGCGCGUAUGGAACGAGAAUUUCCAUGAGUUCGUCUGCUCCAUUGGAUUCCAAGUAUCCGAUUUUGACCCGUGUCUUUAUCUCAAGAUUACAAGUGGCGAGUGCGUGCUUUUGCUGGUAUACGUCGAUGAUGUGUUGGUGACUGGCAGCUCGACCGAACUGAUUAUGCGCACCAAGAGUGACUUGAAGGCGCGUUUCGAAAUGACUGACAGCGGCAAGUGCGCAUUCGUGUUGGGCAUCGAGAUGGUGUACAACGACAACGGUAGCGUGACGAUAUGCCAGCGACGCUACGUGGAAGAUGUUCUCAAGCGUUUUGGCAUGACCGACUGCAAAGCCGUCACCAGCCCAAUCAGUUCUUGA
Messenger RNA from Peronospora matthiolae, 540 nucleotides. NCBI's taxonomy places the organism in Eukaryota, Oomycota, Peronosporomycetes, Peronosporales, Peronosporaceae. The record is from the annotation of a GenBank genome assembly.